AUGGCCGACGAAGUAGACCAGAGCUUUGACGAUGCGUGGUGGGAUUCCUUGGAGAUAGAUCCUGUCAUUGAUACACAGCUGCAAGUUGCAGAGCAGAAAGCGCAGCCAAGCUUGACGAAUCCGAGCCAAACGCAACAUUUGUCGCGUGGUGUGCCCAUACAGAGCGUGCACGACGUAGAAUCGCAAGUGAGAGAGCUUCAUACGCUUCAUGCAAAGCAGCAGGAAGUCAUUGGGCAGCUCACGCGCCAAACGCAGCAGCAGCAAGGAGAAAUCGCUGUAGUACGCUCUAAUUGGAGUAAACUGCAGCAUGAAAAUGCUGGGCUCCAGCAGCAGCAAGGCAAGCUCGAGCUCGAAUACAGGCAGCGGCUUGAGCGUAUUCAGCAUGAAAACCGGCGUCAGAUAGAAAAGCUUGAGACGGCCGCGGCAUUCAGGCGCAUUGAACAAGACACCACACGGACCGCAUGGCCCUCUACGAUUCGGCGCAGGCCGCCCGUAGUAAUGCAGGACCUUGGCGUGGCCAAACAGACACCGUCGUCGCAGCCAUUUGCGACGCCGACGCGCUCGCGCAUGGUGCAGCGCUCGCCCCAAUCGCCCAUAUCGCCUUUUUCGCUGCUCCAACGCAAGCGAGGCGCGCCCGCAGACGAUGAGUUCGUGUCCCCUUCGCAGCGCCGCGCAAUUAAAAUACCGUGCAGCGCGAAACUAAAAAAAGAAUUUCCCCACUUUCAAAACUCCUUCCUCGCAGGCCCAACGCUGGCGUCAGGCAGCGACCGAGCCAAAUCGCCGCCGGAUACGAGCGAUGUGCCGGACACGGCGCUGUCUAUACGGCGCGGCUCCUCUCCCUCUACGCCCUCGCCAGACUUAUUGCCGACGCACACGGCAGGGGAGCACGUAAUGCCCGAUGCAGCGACCAAUGUACUGACCGUCCUGUUCUGUUUUCGGACGCGAUGGAUCACGCAUGUCAUGUGCCAGCCAUAUAUGCACUUUACUCCGCCCGAAACGAUCCCUGGCACGCAAUACCUACCGCUUGGGCCCGGUGUACAUUCAUGGUGCGACGCAUUCGAUGCCGAGCCCAGCGUGCCGAUCACGAAAGAGUCGCCCCCCUCGAUGCUCUUGCAUCUCUUGUCUAUGCGACUCCCUCCGCAAGUACCGUUGGUCUUACGCAAGCGGUUCGCGCACGCCGCGGAUACUCUUUGGUCGUGCGUCAUGCAAGGCAGCUCGUACAAUGUGUUCCUUGCAGAGUGUGGGCACCUUGUGGAUGAUACUCUACGCGAACGAGCCGAAGAGGCCGAAGAUCCGUCUGCAGUGCAGUUUGUUAUGGACAGUACCAUUGCGCAAGUGUGGCAUCAGCAAGCAGACACGCUGUUUGGCACAGUAGCAGCGGCGUUGCGCACCUUGGCCGGAGUCUUUUUGCGCUUGAACAUGAUGCACCACGUAUCUUCGCUAUUCAACUGGAUGGCAGCACUUUGCAUUGCACACCCCGACUUGGCCACGUUUCUCGUGAAACGAUUUAAGUAUUUGGACUGGGUGCCAGAGCAUGAAAUUGACGCGAGCGCUAUUGUGCCGAGCAGUCAGGACGAGACGGAUUUGGCGCUGAGCGCACCAUCUUCGCAAGAAAGCGGCGCUGUGCACAGCAUCGCAAGCGAUACGCUGCUCGCAACGCCGGUUAACCUCGUUUCGAUGCUCAUAGAGUGUGUGCGGAAAACGCAUGUGGUGCCAUUAGAAGCAGCAAGCCCCGAGUCGCUCCCUCAACCAGACCAGGGUGCCGCCUCGACGCCGGCCAAGUGGGAUAUGGGCACCGAUGCACGUACAGCGCUACUCACCUCCUUGCUGCGUCUUGUCAAAGUCAUUGCGUGGACAAAUGGCCCAAAAGGCUUGCACGAGAUGCAAACAUUCUUCCAAAAACCAGGAGUGCUUCUUACCCUGCUCGACGCACAAGCACCUUGUGUGCUUUUCCACGCCGUCCAGCUUUUCUCGCUCCUUGUGCCUGAUCCGCUUGUGCUGCACACUGCGCUAUCGAGUCAGUUUGAUACUGUAUUGCAGCCGCGCGUCACAGCGCGGCUGCUCCAAGUGCGGUUCCCUGUCGUGGAUAUUCUUGCGAAACAUUUGGUCGACCGCCGAGGCAAUGCUUCCCCGUGCAGUAUUCACCGUCUACAUUCCAGCGUGCUCAUUUUUUUGGCCUACGCUGCUAGAUACCACGAUACCUCGUUGAUCCUCACCGAAAGUGUACCACUCCUUCCUGCGCUGAUCCAGUGCCUGAGUUGGGAUACCGAAGACGUAUGGAGUGGGCAGCCGAGCAAUACCGCCAAUGUGGAACGCGCCUUGGAGCGCGUCUGUCUCACCACGCGUCUCUUGCAUCAGCUGUACAUGCCUGAAACACACGCGCCGCGCAAUUUAGCAGAACAGCUUCUGUCGCCGCAAGUACAGGCGAUGCUCAAUGGCAUUCGGCACGCGUUUGUCGUCGCGAUGGGCCGCAUAGCAUUCGCGCGCGAGCCCGAGUGGCUUGCUGACGGUGAUGCACUCGACGCCACGCGGCAGCGCAGGCGUGGACAGUUGGAGAAUGCAGCGGCGCUGGCCGGCGACCUUGUCGACCUGAUCUUGUCGCCUACAGAGACGGACGAAAUAUACGAACUUUUGACGGAAGCGCCGUAG
This is a messenger RNA of Malassezia vespertilionis, 2649 nucleotides long. RefSeq lists its product as uncharacterized. Gene Ontology annotation, biological process: DNA damage checkpoint signaling. The transcript is spliced from 3 exons. The record is from RefSeq and is a predicted model, not a curated record. Bases 1 to 2649 code for a protein of 882 amino acids. Lineage: Eukaryota; Fungi; Basidiomycota; Malasseziomycetes; Malasseziales; Malasseziaceae.